UUGAGUGAUUCUCUCGCUGUUCUUUAGUCUCUUGGCACUGGACGCCAAUGGCGAAAAGGCUCUUCUAGCUUAGUUUGUUGCCUUUAUACUUGCUUUUUUUCUCUCCAUCGAGAUCGCCAUGGAUUGCCACUUGCUCCGUCCUCUCUCCUCUUCUCAUCACUAUUUCUUUUCCCCUGCUUCCCGAGUGACAGGUUGUAUCACACAACGACAUUGUUCAAAUUUUCAAACACAUAAGAAAAUAAAUGGAGACAACAUUCAAAGAUUUAAAGGGUGCUUCAUGGACCCUCACACCAAGCAUAGCAAUCAAAAUACUGCCCAGCAUAGGAGAUCUUAUCAGUGUAUCCCGUUGAAUGCCUCAUCAGGGCAUCCUUUAGAAUCUGAGCCUCAAAUAUAUGAAUCCAAGAGCCCAUGGAGUUUGAUACUGGCUUCAUUAAAUGCUUUAUACAAAUUUUCUCGUCCCCACACGGUCAUAGGAACAGCUAUGGGCAUUAUCUCUGUAUCUCUGUUGGCUGUUGAAAACAUGUCUGAUCUUUCACCUUUGUUUUUCACUGGAUUGAUGGAGGCAGUGGUAGCUGCUCUUUUCAUGAACAUUUACAUUGUUGGCCUCAAUCAGCUGUUUGACAUAGAAAUAGACAAGGUUAACAAACCAUACCUUCCACUUGCAUCAGGAGAAUACUCUGUCAGAACUGGGGUCGCCGUUGUUUUGGUCUCUGUGAUUAUGAGCUUUGGUAUUGGAUGGGUGGUUGGCUCUUGGCCACUAUUUUGGGCUCUUUUCAUCAGUUUCAUUCUUGGAACUGCAUAUUCAAUAAAUCUGCCACUUUUAAGAUGGAAAAGGUUCGCAGUAGUUGCAGCAAUAUGCAUUCUGGCUGUUCGUGCAGUGAUAGUUCAAUUGGCUUUUUUCCUUCACAUUCAGACCUUUGUUUUUAGAAGACCGGCCAUCUUCUCAAGGCCGUUGAUAUUCGCAACUGCGUUCAUGAGCUUCUUCUCGGUUGUCAUUGCACUAUUCAAGGAUAUACCUGAUAUUGAUGGAGACAGGAUAUUCGGCAUCCGGUCAUUUACCGUACGCCUAGGCCAACAAAAGGUCUUUUGGAUUUGUGUCUAUCUCCUUGAGAUGGCAUACGCUGUUGCCAUGGUGAUCGGCGGGACUUCUUCCUGUUUUUGGAGCAAAUGUGUAACUGUUAUAGGCCAUGCUAUCCUUGCAUCGGCUCUCUGGAACCAUGCUAGAUCUCUUGACUUGAAGAGUAAGACCGCGAUAACAUCAUUUUAUAUGUUCAUUUGGAAGCUCUUUUACGCCGAAUACUUGCUCAUUCCACUUGUGAGAUGAUGACGAUGUUUUCGAGUCACAUGAUAUUAUGGUGGUCUUGAUCAUCUUGUUUAUGUUGCAGAGAAGGAUGAAUUAUUAUUUAAGAGGAUCAAAUUCAUGAUAAGGAUUUGAAACUUUUUUUUUUUUUCAGGUUGGAGAAAAUGUUUAUGAUUUAGUGUAUGAAUUGUAUGAACUAUUAUUUAUAAAUAAGAGAAGUGAAGUUCCUCUUUAAUUA
Dioscorea cayenensis subsp. rotundata (Guinea yam) is the source of this 1538-nucleotide messenger RNA. Its product is annotated as probable homogentisate phytyltransferase 1, chloroplastic. The transcript is spliced from 12 exons. Gene Ontology annotation, molecular function: prenyltransferase activity. Bases 119 to 1324 code for a protein of 401 amino acids. Gene Ontology annotation, cellular component: membrane. Lineage: Eukaryota; Viridiplantae; Streptophyta; Magnoliopsida; Dioscoreales; Dioscoreaceae. The record is from RefSeq and is a predicted model, not a curated record.